Molecule: messenger RNA, 1517 nt
Organism: Poecile atricapillus (Black-capped chickadee)
Lineage: Eukaryota; Metazoa; Chordata; Aves; Passeriformes; Paridae
Product: olfactory receptor 8J2-like
Exons: 3
Coding region: 281-1276 (331 amino acids)
Biological process (GO): G protein-coupled receptor signaling pathway; sensory perception of smell
Cellular component (GO): membrane
Molecular function (GO): odorant binding; G protein-coupled receptor activity; olfactory receptor activity
Source: RefSeq, a predicted model, not a curated record
GGGACAAGUGGCUAAGGAAGAAGUACAUGGGGGCAUGGAGGCAUGGAUCAAUCCGGAUCAACACAAUGACUCCUGGAUUUCCCAUGUUUUCCAUGUAAAGGGCAAGGAGCAAGACAAAAAUAACAUCACCUGCAGGACUGUAUUGCACGAAAUCACCACUGACUUCCCCAAAAACCUUCUUUUUCUACCUUCCAGCUUGCUUCAUAAAUCAGAACCAGAUUUUUUCCAGGCCAAGACAUUCUCUGGGCCAAGACUCCAAACCACCAGGUAACACCCAGCCAUGGGAGGAAACCACACACAGCCCAAAUUCAUCCUCCUGGGAAUUACAGACACUCCCUGGGAACAGGCCCCUCUUUUUGGGCUCUUUCUGUUGAUUUACAUCGUAACUUUGGCAGGGAACAUUGGGCUGAUAGUCUUGGUUUGGGUGGCUCCCAGCCUCCACACCCCUAUGUACUUCUUCCUCACCCACUUUUCCCUGGCCGACGUCUGCUAUUCCACCAUCAUCUCCCCCAAAAUGCUCACGGAUCUGUUAUUUGGGAAUAAAACGAUUUCCUGGGCUGGCUGCGUGACACAAUUCCACCUCUUUGCUCUCUUUGUCACGGCCGAGUGUCACCUCCUGGCCGCCAUGGCCUACGACCGGCUGGUGGCCGUCUGCCACCCCCUGAGCUAUGUCAUGGUCGUGUCCCCCCGGGCCUGCUGGCAGCUGGUGGCCUGGUCCUACCUCGUGGCCUCCCUCAGUGCCCUUGUCUACACUGGCUGCACGUUUGGGGGCUCCUUCUGUGGGCCCCGCCACAUUGAUCACUUCUUCUGCGACGCCAGCCCCGUGCUGAGGCUGGUGUGCUCCGACACCCGCGGCAGCGAGGUCGCCAUCUUCGCCCUGGCCACCGCCAAUGGGCUGGGCACCAGCGUGGUCAUCCUGCUCUCCUACGGCCGCAUCCUCCACACCGUCCUGGGGAUGCGCUCGGCGCCCAGCAGGGCCAGAGCCUUCCACACCUGCGCCUCCCACUUGGUGUCCGUGUCCGUGUUCUACGGCACCCUGUUCUUCAUGUACUUGCAGCCGGCGUCCCGGCACGGCAGCCGGGACAAGGUGGCCUCUGUCUUCUACACCGUGGUCAGCCCCAUGCUCAACCCUUUCAUCUACAGCCUGAGGAACAAGGAGGUGAAGGUAGCGCUGGGGAAGUGCAGGAGGAAGAUGUUAAACCUCUGCCGGCAUCAGAGAAGUGCAGCUAAUGGCAUCAGGGAAUCCUGGAAUGUUUUCAGUUGGAAGGGACCUUAGAGAUCGUCUUGUCUGACAUGCCAUGGGUGGGGAUACCUUCCAGUAUCCCAGGCUGCUCCAAACCCCAUCCAAUCUGGCCUGGAACUCUUCCAGGGAUGGAGCAGCCACAGCUUCUCUGGGCAGCCUGUGCCAGGGCCUCACUCCCUCACAGGGAAGAAUUUCUUCCCAGAAUCCCAUCUAAACCUACUCUCAGCUUAAAGCCAUUCCCUGUUGUCCUGCCACUCCAUAACUGUUCCUCUAA